This is a messenger RNA of Danaus chrysippus (African queen), 780 nucleotides long. Lineage: Eukaryota; Metazoa; Arthropoda; Insecta; Lepidoptera; Nymphalidae. The record is from the annotation of a GenBank genome assembly.
AUGAAUAGGAUUUUUGGGGGAGAGGAAACUGAAAUCGAUGAACAUCCCUGGUUGGCGUUAUUGAAUUAUGGUCUACCGUCGACUAAUAGUUUUUAUUGUGGUGGAGUCCUGAUAUCAUCAAGAUAUGUCAUGACUGCUGCACACUGCGUGAAGCGCCCUCUGGAAGAUGUCUCAGUUUCCCAGGUGCGGCUUGGAGAGUGGGACUUGUCAAGGAAUACGGACUGCUCGAGGAAUUACUGCAGUUCUGAUGUACUAGACAUCGCUGUAGAAGAAACCGUGAUUCACGAGAACUACAUCAGCGGAGAUCCCUCAUUUCAUCAUGAUAUUGCACUCUUGAGAUUAGCUCAAGAUGUACCUUUCAGCGAUUUCAUCAAACCAAUCUGUCUUCCUAUAGAUACGGAAUUGAGGAAAAAUAAUUUUGAACAUUUUUUUCAGUCGGAAAUAGCGGGUUGGGGUCAAAAUGAAUAUAGUACAUUUUCAGAAAAAAAACUCAAGGCUAAGGUUCCUGUUGUAAAGUUAGAAAAGUGCAAAAAUAUAUAUGACUACAGUAAACACGUUAUAACUGAUAAUCAAAUCUGUGCCGGUGGAGAGGGAGGCAGGGAUAUCUGUGAUGGAGAUUCUGGUGGUCCACUCAUGGUCCAAAUUCAGGGUAAGAUAAAUUGGAUGGCUGUUGGUGUGUCAUCUUUUGGCCCUGCGACUUGUGGUAUAGAAGGACGGCCUAGUGUGUUCACCAGAGUGACGUCUUACAUACCCUGGAUAUUAUCUAAGAUACGACCUUGA